Messenger RNA from Phacochoerus africanus (Common warthog), 3435 nucleotides. It is a transcript of the gene TMPRSS13, whose product is annotated as transmembrane serine protease 13. Bases 437 to 2029 code for a protein of 530 amino acids. Gene Ontology annotation, biological process: proteolysis. The record is from RefSeq and is a predicted model, not a curated record. Gene Ontology annotation, molecular function: serine-type endopeptidase activity. Gene Ontology annotation, cellular component: membrane. NCBI's taxonomy places the organism in Eukaryota, Metazoa, Chordata, Mammalia, Artiodactyla, Suidae. The transcript is spliced from 14 exons.
CAGGGUCAUACCGCAGAGGGCACCUGUGCUAGGGGUCCAGGUUGGCAGGGCUAAGAUCGACCUCACAGGGCCUAGGCCGCUUCUCCCCAGAAUCCCCCUCUGAAAGCGGUCGUCUGGAAGCCCUGGUUCCCCCGCAGCUGACUCUGUGGUGGCAGCUUGAGGAAUAAAGGUAGCUUCAUAUUCCAGGUACUUGGUAUUUGCUGAGUAACUGGGAUGGCCUUGGAGGAGGGGCGAGGGACAAGUCUGGCUAGUUCUGCCCUGUUGUUCAUACACGGGAUUAGCUCACACAUCCAAAGCGGCUUCCCCGCCCAUCUGGUGGGGGCUGGCCCUCCGCCCUCCAGCCCCCUUUUCCCUCCGUGCCACGGGGACCCAGGGGCCAACAUGGAUUUCCCCGUCGACAUCAGCUGAGCCUGGAGGCCUGACACCUUGGGAGACUAUGGAAAGGGACAGCCGGAAUGCCUCCCUGGCAAGGACGCCUCCAGCCCGGGCAUCCCGGGGCCAAGCAUCUCCAGCCCGGGCAUCACCGUCCAGGUCAUCGUCCGGCAGGUCCUCAUCUGCCCUGUCAGCCUCCACGACAUCCUCUCCAACAAGAGUGUACCUUGUUAGAGCCACACCAGUGGGGGCCACCCCUGGCUGGGCAUCUCCUGCCAGGUCCGCGCCAGCCACCAGGGCCACCAGAGAGAGCCCAGACUCCCCUCCAACAGCCUCCCCCUCCCCUGCUGCUGGCCCGCUCCUAGGUCUCAGCUUGCCCAAGUUCACCUGGCAGGAGGGCCAGAAGCGGCUGCCGCUCAUUGGAUGUAUCCUCCUCCUCAUCGCCCUCGUGGUGUCGCUCAUCAUUCUCUAUGGGGGACGAGAGCCCCAGAGUCCGAGAGGGAUUGCAGUCUACUUCUGGCGGGGCCACACGAAGAUCAAGUACAAGGAGCCAGUAGAGAGCUGCCCCAAGAAUGCUGUGCACUGUGAUGGGGUCGUGGACUGUAAGCUGCGGAGUGAUGAGCUGGGCUGUGUGAGGUUUGACUGGGACAAGUCUCUGCUUAAAGUCUACUCUGGAUCCUCCCAUAAGUGGCUUCCCGUCUGCAGUGACAACUGGAAUGACUCCUACUCGGAGAAGACCUGCCAGCAGCUGGGUUUUGAGAGUGCUUACCGGACAACCAAGGUGACUGACAGGGAUUUUGCCAGCAGUUUCUCAAUCUCUGAAUAUAACUCCACCAUCCAGGAGAGCAUCUACAGGUCUGAAUGCCCUUCCCAGGAGUAUGUCUCUCUCCAGUGUUCCCACUGUGGACUGAGAGCCAUGACCGGGCGGAUCGUGGGAGGGGCCCUGGCCCCAGAGAGCAAGUGGCCUUGGCAAGUUAGCCUGCAGUACGGCACCACCCACAUUUGUGGGGGCACCCUGAUCGACGCCCAGUGGGUCCUCACUGCUGCCCACUGCUUUUUUGUGACCCAGGAGAAGGUCCUGGAGGGCUGGAAGGUGUACGUGGGCACCAACAACCUGCACCAGCUGCCCAAGGCAGCCUCCAUCGCCCAGAUCAUCAUCAACGGCAACUACACGGACGACCAGGAUGACUAUGACAUAGCCCUCAUGCGGCUCUCCAAGCCCCUGACCCUGUCUGCUCAUGUCCACCCUGCCUGCCUCCCCAUGCAUGGACAGACCUUCGGCCUCAAUGACACAUGCUGGAUCACAGGCUUUGGCAAGACCAAGGAGACAGAUGAGAAGACAUCCCCCUUCCUGCGGGAGGUGCAGGUCAGCCUCAUCGACUUCAAGAAGUGCAAUGACUACCUGGUCUAUGACAGCUACCUUACCCCCAGGAUGAUGUGUGCUGGGGACCUGCGGGGAGGCAGGGACUCCUGCCAGGGUGACAGCGGGGGGCCCCUGGUCUGCGAGCAGAACAACCGCUGGUACCUGACAGGAGUCACCAGCUGGGGCACGGGCUGUGGCCAGAGAAACAAACCCGGCGUGUACACCAAAGUGACGGAAGUGCUCCCCUGGAUCUACAGCAAGAUGGAGAGUGAGGUGCGCUUCCGGAAAUCGUAGGCAGCGGUCCUGCUGUCCUCACAGCACUGGCUGCUGUACAGACUCUGGCCCAAGUGACCGGGCCGUGUGCAACCUCAUCCCGGCUAAAGGCCAGGAGACACCUUCAUCGCUGCUGCCUCCACUGUCUGCUGCCCCUGUGUGUACACACAUGUGUGCCUCACUGCUCUCCCAAGGUCUUCAGAAACCAUGAAAGGCAUCAGCUCUUCCCAAACCCCAGGUUGGAAACCCCCAGGAGAUAACUGGGCACCGUGGAGGUUCCCAGAGGGCAUCCAUUACCGAUGGAGGAGGUAGAGCCCAGGGAAGGGCCUGGAAGGUCACAGCAGGAAUUCUUGCUCCUCUGACCCUGAUUUGGACUAGCUCAGAAUGGACAGCCUGCCCGGGACCCAGCCACCUCUGCUGUCACGAGACAGUGAUGGGUGUCACAGAGUUCCUGGACUGUCCUUAGUGGGAAGAUAUUCCCAUUGGCACCACCCCUGCCUGUUGGUGCCGUGGAGGGGACCAGGGGCUGCCGUCAACUCUGAACUGGACGCCACAGUCCUUGUUUGGUCACUGGCUGUUGGAGGCAAAUUUCAUUUCAUUUUAUUUUUAUAUUCAAGAACUGGAAGUAGAUGUAUUUUUAAAGAUUCUCCCCAAAUUCCAGGAGCCAAGAGAGUACUGAUCACCCAAGAACUCCGAGGGACUUUGGGGAGCUGUGCUCCUCGGGAGAUGUGCAGAACACCCCUGGCCACAAGGGGCCGGGUGAAGGCGCCCUUGGAGAUGCUCAGGGAAGGGAAUCCUCAUUGGGGCUGGUGAGCAAAUCCGUCCCAGAAACAGCCACAACUGUUGCUGCAUCCAAGGGCUCCAGGAGCAUGAAGGAACUGAUGCUGCUUCUCCGCAGGCCCCUGAGGCUGGGACAGUCCAGGUGGACAUGUGGCAUCCUCACAGCCAGGGCCUCCCUGGGACUUGGGAGUUUCUUUUCAGCUUUCUUAGUCUUUCAAUGUCUCAGUUGUUCCAGAGACACAGCAUUUGCCAUGAAAACUGCCUCAGGGAGAAAGCUGGUUCUAUCCCCAGAGCCUCCAAACCACCCUCCUCAAUGAUCCGAGUUGCCUCUCCUGCAGGUCUUCAGUGCAUUUGGCUUCCACAGACAUCCCCAUCUUUCUCUGGGGCACCUGUUCCUCCUGCAGCCCAUUCUCCUUACCUUCCUUGGGCCCAUCUGGUGGUGCUAUGACUCCCAGAGGCAGGAUCUAAGCAGAUCAGCCCAGCCCAGCUCAGGUGGGCGGCUGCUCAGGGAAAAGAUCCUUCUGGAAGAACAGCUGGAGCUGGCUGGCGUGGCUGGGCAGAGUCUGAGGGGGCUUGGUGACAUUAUCAAGGCUGGGGGUGGGGGCGGGCCCUGUUCAUGUUCACAGCAGCCCCAAGUAAUGGUCUUC